This is a messenger RNA of Fraxinus pennsylvanica, 1470 nucleotides long. Lineage: Eukaryota; Viridiplantae; Streptophyta; Magnoliopsida; Lamiales; Oleaceae. The record is from the annotation of a GenBank genome assembly.
AUGGGUGAUAAACAGUUGUCUGAGCUAUUGAAAGAAGAUCAAGAGCCAUUCCAGUUAAAGAGUUACAUUGAACAGAGGCGCACUCAAUUACAAGUCAAAAAGCGCAACCCCAAAAUUCUACAAACCCCCUCGAAACGUGCAAAUCUUUGCAAACAUGCUUGUUUUUUCUCGUUUCAGAACUCGCCGGACGUUAGAAAAUCACCCUUUCAUGAUUUCUAUUCACCUUGUAAAUCCCCAAAAGGUGCCGUGUUCCUCCACAUCCCGGCCGGAACUGCUGCUCUCCUCGCUGAAGCCGCCAUGAGGAUUCAAAAACAGAAACCCAAGCCUAAAACCCAGAUUAAAAAUGUCGGUUUCGGGCUGUUUGGGUCCAUUCUGAAGAGACUGAAAGAUCGGAACAAGAACAAAAAACUAGCCAUUGGGGACGCAAAACUUGAAAAACAAGAAAAAAUGGAUGCUGAGAUUAAAAUUUCUUGUUCCUGUAAUAACAGUAGGCUUAGCAGUGCUGGUUGGUCAGAAUAUAAUGAAGAGAAAUCUCUGGAUUUGGAGACCUCUACUAGCAGUUGUAGUAGGUCAGAGGAUUCGGAAAUUAUUAUUUCUUGUGAAAACCGCUUUUGCAUAAGCCCAUUCAGAUUUUCUCUUCAGACAAGCCCUUCAAUCUCCGGUCACCGGACGCCGGAUUUUUGCUCUCCGUCAGCUUCUCCGAAUCGCCACAGAAAACUGGAAAAGGAGAACGAUGGGACGAAAAAUAUGAAAAAAGUCCAAGAAGAAGGAGUUGAAGAGAAAGAACAAUGUAGUCCGGUAUCCAUUUUGGACCCUCCAUUUGAAGAUGAAGAGGACAGACAUGAAUGUGGAGAUGCAGACGAAGAAGAUUAUGAUCUUGAACGCAACUAUGCAAAUGUACAAAGAACAAAACAUCAGCUUCUGUACAGGCUCCGUAGAUUCGAAAAACUAGCAGAAUUGGAUCCAAUGGAACUUGAGAGAAAAUUGCUAGAAGAAUCAGAUGAUGAUGAUGAUGACCUUGAAGAAAGAGAUGAGCUGGAAGAUGAAGUGCCCUUGGCAUUGUACAAACAGCGGAGUGUCGAUAAAUUUGUGACCGAAGUUUUCAACCAAUCAAGCCUUCAAAACACGAGGAAGAUUUCCACUGACAUGACGAGGCUAGUUUCAGAUUUAAUUACGGAGGAAAAACGUGAAACGAAUUUCUGGUGCAAUAAAGAAGUCGUGUUGGGACGGGUUUGCAACAGGUUGGAUUCCUGGAGAGAAGUCGAAUCCGACACCAUUGAUAUGAUGAUUGAAUUGGAUUUCAAAAAGGAGAUGGACGGGUGGAAAAACUUUCCUGAGCAGGUGGAAGAAACAGCAGCACAAUUUGAGCGUGCAAUCUUUGGACUAUUGGUGGAUGAAUUAUCAAAUGAACUGUUUCACUUGGCUGGACACGAUGAAAAACUCGAGAACUUCUCGGUUGAAUGCUCGUGA